AUGCCUUCUACUCCGGACCCAGGCCUCACCUUCCCCCAGCGAGGCGUGGUAGCAUACCACACAACCCACGGCCCGAUUCACGCGCCCACCCUCGCGGCCCUCGACGCCCUCCGCGCCCGCCCAGACUACGACUCCUGCAUGCCCCUCCUCUCCGACCACCAACUCUCAAUCGACUGGGACGAGAUCUACUCUCCUUCCUCCUACUCCUCCUCACUCUCAUCACCGCCAGCCCUACGCACCCCCCAGGCAGAGAUCGACGCUACGUGGGACCCCUACAAGCUCUAUGCAAUGAUAAAACGAAGCCAGCACGACCUAGCUGCCCUCCGGCGCCGCCUCCUCGACGUCGAACGCGCUGUCUACGACGCGGACCGUGUCAACAACAACGCUAAGCGGAGGGAGACGAGCGUGUACCCCGAGUCCUGGGCCCGCCCCGCCGCUACCGCUGUCGACCCCGGCGCCGGGAGCCGGAGGGCGACCUUGGCCGCCGAGGGGACCGUCCCCGACGAAUACGAGCUCAGCAGAUCGUGGGACGUCUACAAGCUCCGCGAGGUGUUCUCCGAUGUCCAGAGGAACGUUGACAGCGCGUUAUAA
This is a messenger RNA of Colletotrichum destructivum, 591 nucleotides long. RefSeq lists its product as uncharacterized. The coding region runs from base 1 to 591 and encodes 196 amino acids. Lineage: Eukaryota; Fungi; Ascomycota; Sordariomycetes; Glomerellales; Glomerellaceae. The transcript is spliced from 2 exons. The record is from RefSeq and is a predicted model, not a curated record.